GUAUGUAAGCUGGAUUCCCAGAUUCAGUCAAAAAUUGAAAUUCAAAUUUUGCGCGCGAAUUUUAAACCUUAUUACCACGCCAUCUGCUUUGUAAAAUCCAACUGCGCCACCUAUCAAAUUUGAAUACUUGUUAUUUGUUUUCCUUUUAAGACUUAACCUAUAACUGAUUGUUUACCAAAUUUAAUAAUUAAACAUAAUAAAUAAUAGAAUAAAUUUGAAAUGGAAAAAAAUACGUCGAAAUCGCGAAAAUGUAAUUUAAAACAGCGUAAAGCAAGUGAAAGAUUAGCGCGUGAUUUGAACAUUAAAUCUUGUGAAAACCCGACAGAAUACAUCGCGAUUUGCAACGCGGGCCUUGUUACCGAAUUGAAAUAUGAAUCCCUAGAGCUUGUCAUUAAUAAAAUAUCGACAAAUAAUUCGAAUUACAAAAUAGUAAUGCCACGAGGUAAAUCGUACUGUUUUAUAAAAUUCGAGGAUUCGAGUGCCGCGAAAAAUUUUUACGACAAAUUAAACGGCGAAUUCGAAGAAAAUUUAAAGACAACUUUGUAUUUAAUUUUCUGCGAAUCUAUCCCUGAUGAUAAUGAACUGGUUGGCGACCAGCUUCCUGGAGGCUUGAGAUUAAUCGAGGAAUUCAUUAGUCGAGAGCAAGAAGAUCGAUUGCUGCAAUUGGUUGACUGGGACGAACACGAGCUUAAUUCGGAACUAAAACAUCGCAAGGUCAAACAUUUUGGGUACGAGUUUUGCUACAAGACCAAUCGGGUUGAUCCGAACUCGCCGAUAGAACCGAUACCGGCGGAUUUGGAAUUUUUGUAUGGAUUGUUUGAGGAACAUAGCUGCGGAAGAUAUAAGUAUGAUCAAAUUACGAUCAAUAGGUAUUUACCCGGACAAGGUAUUCCGCCGCAUAUUGAUACUCACAGUCCAUUCGAAGACACGAUUCUAUCCCUAUCAUGUGGAAGUGCCUGUGUGAUGGAUUUCAAACAUGAAGACAAAAAAAUACAAGUCCACUUACCAGCACGUUCAUUAUUAAUUAUGUCUGGAGAAUCACGUUACGCUUGGACCCACGGAGUUUGUCCGAGACACCACGACGUUUUUGAACAAAAGCAAGGUGAUAAAGUAACGACAACGACUCUUGAACGCGGGACACGAAUUUCUUUUACGUUUAGAAAAAUUCGCACCGGAGACUGCUCGUGCAAUUACAACGAUUAUUGUGAUUCAAAGAAAUCUAAAAGGGAGAUUCACCAAUCAAAAGCCCCCUUACUUGAGUCAUCUUACGUUCAUCAAGUAUAUGACGAAAUUUCGAGUCAUUUUGAUGAAACGAGACAUAAACAGUGGCCUAAUGUUGCAAAAUUUAUUGACUCGAUUGAUCCUGGGAGUAUUCUUCUAGAUGUUGGCUGUGGCAAUGGAAAAUAUUUAACUCCAAAAACUGGAUUAUUAAAAAUUGGCUGUGAUCGAAGUAACGGACUUUUAAACAUCUGCAGAUCAAAAUCAUACCAAGUAUUUCAAUCAGACUGUCUGAAAUUACCAUUCAGAUCAAACUCCUGCGACGCCGCAAUUAGCAUCGCGGUGAUCCAUCAUUUAUCAACAGCUGAGCGUCGUCGUGACGCCUUUCUUGAACUGAUUAGAAUUCUCAGGCCUAUUGGCAGGUGUUUAAUUUACGUGUGGGCUAAGGAGCAGCGACGUAAUAAGCAAGAUUCAGCUUAUCUUAAAUUAAAUCCUGGGAAAAUAAAAGAACACAAAAAUGUACAAUUGUUCGAAGAUCUGGAGCUACCGGUUCACGAUAACAGGACUAAUUUCAGUCAUAACGAUGUCAUGGUUCCCUGGAAAACUAAAAGUGGUAAUGAAUUUUUAAGGUAUUAUCACGUUUUUGAUGAAACUGAAUUCCGUGGUUUGUGCCUGAGCUUACAAGAAGUUUCUGUUGUUGAUAUUUAUUAUGACCAAGGUAAUUGGUGCUGUAUUUUAGAAAAAAAAUCUUCAUUAGUCUUAAGUUGAUAAAUAUUCUAUUAGUUUUUUUUUUUUUUUUUUUUUUAAAUAAUUUUUGUACAUGUAUUUUUGAUGCGAGUGAUACAAAAUAAUUAUAUUUUAUUUCUAUGAAAACUUAAUAGUUUAUUUGAUGAAUUUAAUAUAUGCCUGUGAAAUCAAUUUUUUAAAUUGAUUAAAGGUUCAUUCUGGUUCCGGCGCUCGAAAAAAACGCCAAUAUUCAUGAUUUUUUACACAGAAACUAUUAUAGAUAUUAAGAUAAAAUUUAUCCCGUUCAUUAUAUACACUCUUGAAUGGUAUAAAAAAUAUCUAAAUUUAUUUUUUUUUUAAUAUUUAUAUGAAUAAACAACGGGUGAACGGAACUCUUCCAAAAGUUGGUAUGUCGUUGAUGUACGUGAUAACUUGAUAACGGAUUAUCUAAAAGACAAAAACCAAAAUUAUAUACAUUCAAUAUAUAAGUAUUUAUUGCACCAGCUACGAAGAUUAAUAUUUAUUAAUAAAUAACAAAAUGGUAAACUUUAAAAAAAAAACAAAAACUUAAAAAUGAGGGUUUUUUUUCAGUUUUUAGUCGUAAAAAAAUAGUAAAAAUGAAAAUUCUGAUUUGAUUUUAGCUGAUGCAAUAGCUACGACUAUGUAGAAUAUAUGGUUCAAAUUUAAUUAAGAUCCGGUCAGUAGUUUUGAAAAUAUCAUGUACGUAAACCAGAAAAACUUAAUUCUGAGAUAAAUGCGUUUAAAGCUUUUUUAAUUAAAAAAAAAAAUCUUACCUAAAGUCAAUUAGCAAUGCAGAGACUAUACAAAAUCCCCUCAACUUUUUUAAAAAUUUGGUUUUCUUUCGUAAAUUUUCAUUGUAAAAUAAUAUAGUGAUAGUGGUCUGAUCACUAAGUAAUUUUCACACAAUGCUUUUAGAUGAAUCCCGGAAAAAAUAGACC
Molecule: messenger RNA, 2903 nt
Organism: Cotesia glomerata
Lineage: Eukaryota; Metazoa; Arthropoda; Insecta; Hymenoptera; Braconidae
Product: alkylated DNA repair protein alkB homolog 8
Exons: 4
Coding region: 220-1986 (588 amino acids)
Biological process (GO): tRNA wobble uridine modification
Cellular component (GO): nucleus; cytoplasm
Molecular function (GO): S-adenosylmethionine-dependent methyltransferase activity; tRNA binding
Source: RefSeq, a predicted model, not a curated record